AUGGACACCCAAAAACAAGUAAACUUCGGUAGUUCUUUGUUAGUACCUAGUGUUCUGGAAUUGGCCAAACAAUCGCCUGCAGAAGUCCCAGAUCGAUACAUACGCAGCGAUCAUGACUCGUUGACUACCCUCUCUGGUGUAUCUAUGACAGAUCAAACUAUACCUGUUAUCGAUUUGCAGAGUCUACUAUCUCCAGAACCCAUCAUUGGUGAGUUAGAAUUAGAGAGGCUUCACUCUGCUUGCAAAGAAUGGGGUUUCUUUCAGGUGGUAAACCAUGGAGUUGACAUUUUAUUGGUGGACAAAGUGAAAUCAGAAAUUGAAAGUUUUUUCAAUCUUCCAAUGGAUGAGAAAAAGAAAUUUUGGCAGGUGGAAGGAGAUUUGGAAGGAUUUGGACAAGCCUUUGUUCAUUCAGAAGACCAAAAACUUGAUUGGGCAGAUGUGUUUUUCAUUCUCACUCAACCCCAACGUAUGAGGAAGCCUAAGCUGUUCGUCAAACUCCCUCUACCUCUCAGGAAGACUAUUGAAUCUUAUUCAUUAGAGACGAAUAAACUAAGCAUGACCCUCCUUGAGUUGAUGGGAAAGGCUCUACAAAUAGAGAAUGGGGUCAUGGCAGAGUUGUUUGAAGGCGGGAGACAAACAAUGAGGAUGACUUAUUAUCCUCCUUGUCCUCAGCCCAAGCAUGUAAUCGGCUUAACAACACAUUCAGAUGCUGGCGGUGUGACGAUCCUCCUUCAACUCAACGCAGUGGAUGGAUUACAAAUUAGAAAAGAAAAGUUAUGGGUUCCUGUUAAACCUCUACCUAAUGCCUUUGUAGUGAACAUUGGGGAUAUUUUGGAGAUAAUGAGUAAUGGGAUUUACCGUAGCACAGAACUCCGAGCAACAGUAAACUUAACAAAGGAGAGGCUAUCAGUUGCAGCAUUUCUUAGCCCUAAAAAAGGUACGAAAAUAGGUCCGAUUCUUAGCAUGCUCACACCAGAGACACCUGCCUUGUUCAGAACAUCUGAUUAUGAGGAUUAUUUUCAGAAGCACUUUUCUCAUAAACUCGAUGGGAAAUUAUUUCUUAACUCCAUGAGGAUAGGAGAAAGUGAUGAAGGCAGUAAAAUAAUCGAAGUGUUUCCUUCUGCACUAGCCCAUCCUUGUCCUUGCUAA
This is a messenger RNA of Papaver somniferum (opium poppy), 1149 nucleotides long. Its product is annotated as codeine O-demethylase-like. The record is from RefSeq and is a predicted model, not a curated record. The transcript has 5 exons. Bases 1 to 1149 code for a protein of 382 amino acids. Lineage: Eukaryota; Viridiplantae; Streptophyta; Magnoliopsida; Ranunculales; Papaveraceae.